Messenger RNA from Phytophthora infestans T30-4, 4119 nucleotides. RefSeq lists its product as uncharacterized. Lineage: Eukaryota; Oomycota; Peronosporomycetes; Peronosporales; Peronosporaceae. The record is from RefSeq and is a predicted model, not a curated record. Gene Ontology annotation, molecular function: helicase activity. The coding region runs from base 1 to 4119 and encodes 1372 amino acids. The transcript has 9 exons.
AUGGCGAAGCGCCGCGUCCGCGUCAAUAAGAGGAAAGUCAUUGAUAGCGACGAGUCGGACCAAGGCAAGAAGCCUAGACGAGCCAAGAUGAAGAUGAAGAAGGUCAAACGCUCGACCAAAAUGCUGGAAACGCCACCGCCGCCUCCUCCUGUUAAGCCCAAGCAGACAGCAGCGCAAGCAGUGAAGAAAGUGGCGGCUGCAGCCAAGAAAGAAACCAAGCGGAAUGGAAAUACGUCGUUGCUAGUGAAGGACGAAGCGUCUGACGCUCAUCGACGGCCUAUGAAGCAGCAGAAACGCGCCAAUAUGCAAGUAAAUGCUGAGCGAAGGCAGGCAACGGUCUCGUAUAGCGGCGUGCCGUCGACUCACACGUUGGACAACUUUUUCGACGAGAUUUUGGAGUGGAAAUUUUACGAGGCAUUGAAAAGAGAAGCGCAGGGCAGUCACGCGCUCAAUACAGCGAAUGACGGGUCAGAGGAAGGCGAGGUGGAGAUAGAAGUUGAGAAGGUUCCGAGCAAGUUUCGCUCCUAUGAACAUUAUUUCUCGGUCUGGAAGCCUCUGGCGCUGGAGGAAGUGCAGGCUCAGACGAUCAAUGCAGUGACGACAGAUCAACCCAACCCCAUUCCUGUGACUAUCAAGGGCUUUGGAGCGACGUUUAUUUCCAAGAGCUGCAAGAUUCGAGUUGAUCCGAAGAAACAGAACAUCCCGGGGAUGCGACGCAAGAGUGGCUGGGAUCAUCUUAACGACGUGUUUAUGAAUGAUUUGGUGCUGAUUACAACCGACCAAGACUACUUUCGUAAGGCUCUGACGUCGUCUAAAGGCGUGAAGAUGGAAGCAAAUGGAGACGCGGCACAUGAGACGUCUCCGGUUGGUUUUUUGGCGAUUGUGGCGACCCAGAGAGCGUCCAAAGAGGGUUUGACGAUGACGAUAUUGAGAUCGGGAUUGGGGGUGUUGGAGAAGGAGGAACACGUCUUCCUCUUUAAGCUCAACAACCUUAUCACCAGCGUCCGUGAGUUCCGAGCACUGUGUGACUGCAGCCAUUACGGACUGUUGCCUUUGCUGCUGUCUGGAGAGCACAAACAAGGGACAAUGCAGCUUGACUCGCUGGGUCUGAAGUAUGUCCAGUGGCUCUCGAGAACGUUCAAUGACUCGCAGCGAGAAGCGAUCACUGCAGCAGCCACCUCGGAGGGGUUCACGCUGAUUAAGGGACCCCCAGGUACCGGCAAGACCACCACACUGAAAGGGCUGCUGAACUCGCUGCAUUUGCGCGAGUAUAACCGGUAUUAUAAUGCGGUAUUGGACGUGGCGCGUCGACCGGACAAUGAGACAGCUAAAGCCUGGGCCCACGUCGGCAAUGAAAAGCCUCACAUCUUAGUGACGGCGCCGUCGAAUGCAGCAGUCGACAAUAUUGUGAGCAAAGUGAUCGAGGAAGGAUUCUGUGAUGGAGAAGGACGACGAUAUUUCCCCAAAAUUGUGCGCGUCGGACGAGGAUUAAGUGCAAAUGUUCAAAGCGUUGGUCUGGAGAAUCAAGUCGACCAGAUCUGCAGCCAGCCACUGGAUGUUCUUGAAGGUCAUAUUGGGCGUCUGCGUCAUGAGCUGAUGGUGGUGGAGCGUGACUCGCUGAUGCUACGAGAUCAAUUACGGAGUAUUGUUGCGUGGAUCGAGCAUGACCCUGUUAAGGCGCUAGAGGAGAUUGCUCACGCUGAAGCACGACAGAACCAGGCUGCGGCUGAAGCUCAGGCUCGUCCAGCGCCGCCGCCAUUGGAGUUAGUGCCUUCUUCAUCUUCUGAACAGAAGCCGCUGUCACCCCCGCCGCCGCCUCCAGCAUAUCCCGACUCUCCCCCGCCGCCCCCGUCGCCUCCUGCUCCUGAUGCUCCGUCACUUGGAGGUGCAAGUACAAUACACAACACUAGCGAAGACGAAGAGUUUCCUGCUUCCUUUGGGGCUCCUCCACCAGCUUGGGACGAACAAGAAGGAUCUUUUAACGCAGAAGCUAGUGGGAAGGCUUUGAACGCGUUUUUGGACGACGGUAGCAACUCCGAAGAAGAUGAACCGCUGCCUGUCAAAACUGAAGAUCAGGAGGAGCAGGAUGAGCCCGAACCUAUUCAGAUCGACGACGAUGAUGAUGAUGAUGCGCCUGAACAGGACGAGCCGCUACCGGGUCAGGAACCUAAGACUGAAGUUCAGCCACCGGUGGAGCCCUUGUCAUUGACACUGAGACCUAUCCAGAACCACGAAGCUGGCAUCAGCUCGCCUCACGGUUCGUUGCCUUCAUCCCCACCACCACCGCCGCCUCCAUUGUCCCCACCACCGCCGCCACCUCCGCUGUCACCCCCUCCGCCGAACAAGCUGCCUGACGAUCGCCACUUCCCGUCAUCUCCGACGAUGAUGAUGCCUCAGUCUCCACGCUUUCCCCCACCGACAACACCUGAUGCAACAAAAGAGACGAAGGAUUGGGGUCCAAUCGACUAUUCGCGGUAUCAUCCAUAUGUGGCCAUGGCUCAGCGGAUCAAUGGAUGCUUGGAAAAACUCUCAGAGGUGAAGCUGGAGUUACAGCGCUACGAGUUCGCUCGACAAGCUGUGAGCGAGAUGAGAGGGAAACUGUCACAAUCCACACGACAAUCGCUUGAAGUGUCGUUCCUGGAUACAGCACACAUCGUGUUCACAACGCUGAGUAGCGCAGGUGUUGCUGCUCUGGAUGCAAGCGCUCGCUACGAUGUGCUGGUAGUGGACGAAGCAGCCCAAGCUGUCGAACUGUCCACAAUCAUCCCGAUGAAGUUCGGCAGCAAACAGUGCGUGCUGGUUGGCGACCCUCAGCAGCUCUCAGCGACUGUUUUCUCGCGCAACAGCGGCCAAUCUCUGUACGAGCGAAGCUUAUUCGAGCGCCUGGAAAGCUGUGAACAUCCUGUGCAUAUGCUACGAACCCAGUAUCGAAGCCACCCGAUGAUCUCGGAUUUCCCGAGGAAUUAUUUCUACGGCGGCAAGCUUCAAGAUGGCGACAAUGUCAAGGGCGACGAAUACGCCAAACCGUAUCACAAUCUUGGCCCUGCCUUCAUGCCGCUUGUGUUCUGGAAUCUACUCAGCAGUCGGGAGAAAGCAACGAAAUCAGUUUCACGCAUGAACGUUGGCGAGGCGGAGCUCGCCGUGAAUUUGUUCCUCACGCUGAAGAACUCUUGUCCUCCGAACGCCAUCUCCGGGAAGGUCGGGAUGAUUACUCCUUACAGUCAGCAGAUGGACGAGCUGAGGAAUCGAUUUCGCCAUGCACUGGGCGAGCGCUACGAGCAAGAAGUUGAGAUCAACACUGUCGAUGGCUUCCAAGGACGCGAGAAGGACAUUAUCAUUCUGUCCACGGUCCGAGCUGAUCCGAAAGCUGGAGUUGGUUUCCUGAAUGAUAUUCGACGUAUGAAUGUGGCGCUGACACGAGCGAAGUUUGCGUGCUACGUGAUCGGCAAGGAAAACACGCUGCGCUCUUCCAAGCCGUGGUCGGCUCUAUUGGACCACGCAUAUAAUCACCAUUGUAUCGUGCAUGUGGAAAGCCCCAAGUGCAACUUGCUCACGUUGAAGCCGAUGGAACGACCGUCUGAGACGUCAAGGAAUGCAGGAGCAUCAAGCAAUUCUCAUCACCAAGGACCGCAACAUCAUUAUGACCAGACGAUGCGUGCUGACCCUUAUGGCAAUGGUCGGAAAGGCAGAGGACGAGGGAAUGAAGGACGCGGAGGACGACGUGGAGGUCGAGGAGGUCGUGGACGUGGCAACAGAGGGCGAGGCCGAGGAGCGCCAGUGCAGCAGUACGCACCACAACAGCAAUUCAUGGCGGGCCCUGGACCGCAAUACUCGAAUCAAGUUGCACCAAGGGGGUAUGGACAGCCUCCCCCUAUGAACAUGCCAAUGCACGGACCAAGACCUGCAAUGAAUACACCGGCGUCAGGGUAUUAUCCUCCGCGUGGCCCAGUUCAGGCUUUUCAUCCCCCUCCGAUGCAUGGACCAGGUCCUUAUGCUGGAAAUCCACCUCCCAACUUCUCUCGACCAGCUACAAAUGUCGGCGGAAGAGGAAAUGUGAAUCCUCGAGAUCCUCGACAACGUACUGGGAGAGGAGCUAAUUCCUCAGGCUUUGGAGGCUGA